Babesia bigemina is the source of this 885-nucleotide messenger RNA. RefSeq lists its product as hypothetical. The record is from RefSeq and is a predicted model, not a curated record. The transcript has a single exon. NCBI's taxonomy places the organism in Eukaryota, Apicomplexa, Aconoidasida, Piroplasmida, Babesiidae. The coding region runs from base 1 to 885 and encodes 294 amino acids.
AUGAAAAUCCAUACGUUGUCGCUCAUCGCAUUGACUGCCCUUUGGCAUACAUUUAUCACUUAUGCACACUGUGACGAUUUAGGAAGCGCUUAUGCAAGUGAUGCAAUCGUCGAUGCUGCCCUAGAGAGUGCAAUUGCUGACGCUGCAGCAGGGAGUGCGAAUGCUGAUGCUGCAGUACCUAAAGCGCCUGCAAAUGACCCAGCGCCAGGUAAAGAACCUGCCACGGGAGCUUCAGUGGGCAAUGGAAUAGUCAACGGAAUGUUAGGCGCAAUUGCUCACGUAGAUGGACCUGGAUCAGUAGAUGCUAACAAUGCAGCGAUAAUGGGUGAGGCUGUAGGAGGAUGGAUGGCACGCGCCUUAAUUAAUCUAGGCGAGAAAAUCUCCGACGCUAUAUCGAUUUCUAUUCGCAGAAAGAAACUAAAUGCAAAAGUUGAGGAAAGGAAAAUGAAGGAGAAGGAAAGGAAGGCUAAGGAAAAAGCAAAGCAAGAAAAAGAGAAGGCAAAGGAAGAGGCAAAAUUGGCUAAAGAUGAGGCCGAAGAGGAGACUAAAGAAAAAGCAAAGGAGGAACAGGAGAAGGCUAAAGAAAAGCCUAAAGACGAAACAAAAACUGAAGAUGACUCUGCAGAAGUGGAAAAAUCGAAGCCUAAAAAGGAAGUCAAAGAUCCAGCAAAGGACCUUAAGAAGGUAAGAAAAGAAAGGGUCAAGCCGAAAAAGCCAGUGAAGAAGCCUAGCCAGAAAGUAACUAAGCCGCGUAAAGAAGUUAAGAAGCCGACUGAGGAACCAAAACCGAGCGCAGAAGUAACUAAGCCGGGUAAAGAGGUGAAGACACCGAGUGAGGAAUCUAAACCUAGCGCUGAAAUUGUAUCGCUCGACCUGAUACCCUAA